AUGGUGGUGGGAGCCUUUCCUAUCGCAAAACUAUCUGUAUUAUUAAUAAAACAGAUUAGUAAACCCAUUGCUAAUGCUUGUAAGGAAAGAGCCAAAAAUAGCCCUUUUUUCAGGACGUAUGUUUGUAUGCCGCCAGCCCAAUUUUACAAUUGGUGUGAAGUGAAGGCAAAAAUGUGGAUUUUAAAUUUGGGGAAACCAGUCAAUAUUCCAGUCCUCAGCCAAGAAAUGGCUAUUGAACUUGGAGCUAACCUUCUUGGUGAAACAGUAAUUUUUAUCAUUGGUGCUGGCCUUUUAGUUGUAGAAUACAACAGACAAAGUAAGAAAGAAGCAGCAAAAGAAGCAAAACGUGAAGAGGAAAUGAAGCACAUAACAGGAACAAUUACUGAUCUCUACUUUACAGUUCAACAUCAACAAACACAAUUAAGGGAAUUGGAAAGGAUGAUCCACUCUAUAAGUGAAAAGAAACCAAUGCCAUCAACACCAAAAGGGCCCACAGAUCAAGGUCCACCAUCAGCCCCGAGUGCUCAAACUCCUCAAAAUAUAAGUCUUACUAAGCACUCUAAUGUUUCUGUUACACCUACACCAUAUCCUGAUAAAGGAAUCAUUCUUCAGUCACUUAAUUAUAUACAAAUGGAUGCAUUUAGUUCUCUUUUUAAUAACGCUAUUGUAACAGGCACCAAAACACACACCGCAGAAUCAUCCGCAAAUCAUAAACGACAACCUGCAAUUUUGUCACAAGCAUUGCACAAUAUAGAAAAUAACUUUAGAAGCUUAUUUUAA
Molecule: messenger RNA, 780 nt
Organism: Parnassius mnemosyne (clouded apollo)
Lineage: Eukaryota; Metazoa; Arthropoda; Insecta; Lepidoptera; Papilionidae
Source: the annotation of a GenBank genome assembly